Messenger RNA from Marmota monax (woodchuck), 2641 nucleotides. Its product is annotated as protocadherin alpha-4. The coding region runs from base 170 to 2641 and encodes 823 amino acids. The transcript has a single exon. Gene Ontology annotation, biological process: homophilic cell-cell adhesion. The record is from RefSeq and is a predicted model, not a curated record. Gene Ontology annotation, cellular component: plasma membrane. Gene Ontology annotation, molecular function: calcium ion binding. NCBI's taxonomy places the organism in Eukaryota, Metazoa, Chordata, Mammalia, Rodentia, Sciuridae.
UAGUAGUAUGGGUUUCCGGAAUCGGUACUUACGGUUUGAAGCCACAUGAUGUCGCUCUUUACCAUAAAAUCCACCUGACAGGAAUAAGAAUAAAAGGGAAAAUAUUUCUUCUUACUGGAAAGAAGCUGCAUCCACAAUCCGGCGUUUGAAAAAUGGAGGAUGCUGCUGCAUGGAAAUGACCAAACAGAUUUUUCCUAACUUUGAGACAAGAUUCCUAAUCAUAAUAAAGCUCUGUACGCUUGACAUGGAAUUUUCCUGGGGAAGUGGCCCGGAAUCCCAGCGCCUGCUGCUUUCCUUUCUGCUCCUCGCAAUCUGGGAGGCAGGGAGUGGCCAACUCCACUACUCCAUUCCCGAAGAGGUCAAACACGGCACCUUCGUGGGCCGCAUCGCUCAGGAUCUGGGGCUGGAGCUGGCGGAGCUGGUGCCGCGUCUGUUCCGGGUGGCGUCCAAGGACCGCGGGGACCUUCUGGAGGUAAAUCUGCAGAAUGGCAUUUUGUUUGUGAAUUCUCGGAUCGACCGGGAGGAGCUGUGCGGGCGGAGCGCGGAGUGUAGCAUCCACCUGGAGGUGAUCGUGGACAGACCGCUGCAGGUUUUUCAUGUGGAAGUGGAGGUGAAGGACAUUAAUGAUAACCCGCCUGUGUUCCUGGCGACACAAAAGAAUUUGUUCAUUGCAGAAUCCAAGCCACUUGAUACUCGGCUACCACUAGAGGGCGCCUCUGAUGCAGAUAUCGGAGUCAACGCUCUGCUCACUUACUCGCUGAGCCCCAAUGAGUAUUUUUCUUUGGAAAAACCAUCCGAUGACCCACGGGUAAAAGGUCUUGGGCUUCUAUUACGGAAAUCUUUAGACCGAGAAGAAACUCCGGAGAUUUUUUUAGUACUCACUGUCACUGAUGGGGGCAAACCCGAGCUGACAGGCACAGUCCAGUUACUCAUUACAGUACUGGAUGCUAAUGACAAUGCUCCAGUUUUUGACAGAACACUCUAUACGGUGAAAUUACCAGAAAAUGUUCCAAAUGGAACCUUGGUAAUCAAAGUUAAUGCUUCAGAUUUAGAUGAAGGCUCGAAUGGAGAUAUUAUUUACUCAUUUUCUACUGAUAUUUCACCAAAUGUGAAAUCCAAGUUCCACAUAGACCCAGUUACAGGACAAAUUUUCGUAAAAGGAUAUAUUGAUUUCGAAGAAUGCAAAUCCUAUGAAAUUCUUGUAGAGGGCUUUGACAAAGGACAGCUUCCACUCUCUGGCCACUGUAGAGUUAUUGUAGAAGUAGAAGAUACCAAUGACAAUGUCCCAACUUUGGAAUUCAAGUCCCUAUCACUUCCAAUCAGAGAGAACACUCCACUGGGCACCGUUGUCGCACUGAUCAGCGUGUCAGAUCGCGACUCAGGUGCCAACGGACAGGUGACUUGUCACCUGACGCCACAUGUUCCCUUCAAGCUAGUGUCCACUUUCAAGAAUUACUAUUCUUUGGUGCUGGACAGCGCCCUGGACCGCGAGACCAUAUCUGACUAUAAGCUGGUGGUGACCGCCAGGGACGGGGGCUCCCCUUCGCUGUGGGCCACAGCCAGUGUGUCCGUGGAGGUGACUGACGUAAAUGACAAUGCGCCAUUGUUCGCGCAGCCCGAGUACACAGUGUUCGUGAAGGAGAACAACCCGCCAGGCUGUCACAUCUUCACGGUGUCUGCGCAUGACGCAGAUGCGCAGGAGAAUGCUCUGGUGUCCUACUCUCUGGUGGAGCGGCUGGUGGGUGAGCGUGCUUUGUCGAGCUUCGUGUCAGUGCACGCGGAGAGCGGCAAAGUGUAUGCUCUGCAGCCUCUGGACCACGAAGAGAUUGAGCUGCUUCAGUUUCAGGUGAGUGCCCGCGACUCUGGUGUGCCGCCCCUGGGCAGCAACGUGACGCUGCAAGUGUUUGUGCUGGAUGAGAACGACAACAUGCCAACACUGCUGGCACCUAGGACAGGUGACACAGGGGGAGCUUUGAAUGAACUGGUGCAGUGGUCAGUGGGUGCCGGCCACGUGGUAACGAAAGUGCGUGCAGUGGAUGCUGACUCUGGCUACAACGCCUGGCUAUCUUAUGAGCUGCUACAGUUAUCCGGUGGCUCGCGCAGCCCGUUCCGUGUGGGUCUGUAUACGGGCGAGAUCAGUACAACCCGCGCCCUGGAUGAAGCAGACGCGCCACGCCAGCGCCUGCUGGUGCUGGUGAAAGACCACGGUGAACCGGCGCUGACCGCCACCGCCACAGUUCUGGUGUCUCUGGUGGAGAGCGGCCAGGUGCCAAAGACCUCCUCCAGGGCACUGGCGGGCACUGCUGGCCACGACGUGGCGCUAGUGGAUGUCAACGUGUACCUGAUCAUUGCCAUCUGUGCAAUUUCCAGCCUGUUGGUGCUCACGCUGUUGCUGUACACGGCGUUUAGGUGUUCAGCGGUGCCCACGGAGGGCUCCUGUAGACCUGGGAAGCCCACACUGGUGUGCUCCAGCGCGGUGGGGAGCUGGUCUUACUCGCAGCAGAGGAGGCAUAGGGUGUGCUCUGGCGAAGGCCUGCCCAAGACUGACCUCAUGGCCUUCAGCCCCAGUUUACCUGAUUCUAGGGACAGAGAGGAUCAACCACAAACUACUGGAGAUUCCUUGGCAAAGGUUAGUUUAUAA